Messenger RNA from Tetranychus urticae (two-spotted spider mite), 721 nucleotides. The record is from RefSeq and is a predicted model, not a curated record. Lineage: Eukaryota; Metazoa; Arthropoda; Arachnida; Trombidiformes; Tetranychidae.
UCAAAGUAUCUACAUUUGUUUGUUACAAUCAUUCAGUCAUAUUUUUUAUUUCUAUUGUUUGCUUUGUGCUUUGUCUAAAUAAUUGAUAAUAAAUUGACAUCGUAAGAUCAUAAGAUGAUAUUAUCAAGUGAAAUCAAAUAAACGUAAAAGGAUUUUGUGAUUUUUUCUGUAAAAAUGUUGCUACCUCUUAACCAGCUACUUUUCAAAGAUAUUGCCAAACGCUAUAUAACAUACUCAUGGACCCAUUUUUCAACAUCAUCUUCUGCUUCAUCGUCUACAGUCAAACCAAGAUUUCUUCAGGAUUCAUUUGGUCGUAAACAUGACUACUUGCGAAUCAGUCUUACUGAAAGAUGUAACUUGAGGUGUUCAUAUUGUAUGCCUGAAAAUGGAGUAAUUUUAUCACCAAAGGAAUCUUUGCUGCAGAGAGAUGAAAUUAUCCGGCUUGCUAAGUUAUUUGUUAACUCGCUCGGUGUCAAGAAAAUCAAAUUAACUGGAGGUGAGCCGUUAGUCAGGUCAGACUGUAUUCAAAUUGUUGCUGAUCUAACUGCUCUAAAAGCUUCUGGUUUGUUAAAUAUUGGCAUAACCACUAAUGGUCUUGUUCUUGGUCGUUCAAUUAAAAAGCUUGUUGAAUCAGGACUUGACUCUGUAAACAUAUCUCUUGACACUUUGAGACCGGAAAAGUUUGAAUUUAUCACUCGUAGGAAAGGUUUCAGUGCUGUUU